Molecule: messenger RNA, 231 nt
Organism: Phytophthora infestans T30-4
Lineage: Eukaryota; Oomycota; Peronosporomycetes; Peronosporales; Peronosporaceae
Exons: 1
Coding region: 1-231 (76 amino acids)
Source: RefSeq, a predicted model, not a curated record
AUGAUGUUAUGUAUGUUCUUCUUCUUUUCUAUCUAUCUCUAUGCAGUAACCAUCGCCUCAUGUUCCGUAGACUUCUCUUCACUCCAGUCCUCAUCGGCGCUACUAACGGCUACAUCGUCCGCCGAGGAUGGGUCCGCAUCAGGGUCGUCCGGUGUUGCCGCGACCACCAGGUGUGGUGAGGUAGUACGACAUCUGCUGCGGUGUUCGGGCCGAUCGAACUGGUCGCUGUAA